AUGAAGAACGUCGGUGCCCUCUUGAUCGUCCUGGCCGCAGCUGCCACCCAGGUGGCCGCCCUCCCAGCUCAGGGCCUCAGCGAACCCAUCCAGCCCCGUGUCUCUCACAACUAUGCCCUUGACAUCCGCAUGCCCAAGAAGCACAAGAACAAGGGUGGAGCUGCUCAGAAUGCCGCUGCUGGCAACGGCACUGCUGUUGCAAACGUCGCUCAAAGCAACGGAACCGCCGACGCUGGUAAUAAUGUGGCCGGUAACAAGGCCGGCAAGAAGGGCGGCAAGAAGGGCGAUAAGAAGGCCGGUAACAACGCAGGCAACAACGCAACCGCCGCUGCUGGCGACGCAAAUGCCGCUUCUGCCGAUGCGGCAGGUGCUGGUGGACUUGCCGGCUUGCUAAGUGGAUUGGCUGGUGGCUCAAAUGCCGCUGCUGGCAAAGCAGACGCCACUCCUGCCGAUGCAGCAGGUGCCGGGGGACUUGCCCCCUUGCUGAGUGGACUGAGUGGUGACGCCGCUGCUGGAGAUGCAGCAGGUGCUGGAGGUCUUGCCGACUUGCUGAGUGGACUCCACGUCGUCGCUAGAGAUGAUGCUGCUGCCGAUGACGCCGCUGUUGAUGACGCUGCCGACGAGGAGGAGGACGCUGCUGUUGAUGCCCGUGCUGCCGAUGAGGAUGACGCCGAUGAGGAUAACGCUGCCGAUGAGGAUGACGCCGAUGCUUAG
Anthostomella pinea is the source of this 714-nucleotide messenger RNA. The record is from the annotation of a GenBank genome assembly. Lineage: Eukaryota; Fungi; Ascomycota; Sordariomycetes; Xylariales; Xylariaceae.